Molecule: messenger RNA, 2455 nt
Organism: Eufriesea mexicana
Lineage: Eukaryota; Metazoa; Arthropoda; Insecta; Hymenoptera; Apidae
Gene: AdipoR
Product: adiponectin receptor
Exons: 7
Coding region: 195-1409 (404 amino acids)
Biological process (GO): adiponectin-activated signaling pathway
Cellular component (GO): plasma membrane
Molecular function (GO): signaling receptor activity
Source: RefSeq, a predicted model, not a curated record
ACUCGGGUAUUUUCGACCAUUGUCGUAGUGAUGAACAACCAAAAUUAGUACUUGCAUAAAUCAUUUACAUCUCUUGAAAACUUGUUUUGAAUUAUUUCUUUUUAUUUACUACUUCAAAACUUGAAAUAUCUACUGCGUAGAUGUAACAGUUUGGAAAAUUGACAUAUAACGGAAAUUAAUUAAAAUUCCAUAAUAUGUCACAAUACGAGGAUGUUAUUGUAGUAGACAAAAGAAGUGAUGCUAAUGCGAUAUCAGAAUCAGAGAUUCGACAUAGAAUUCCAUGGAGUGAACGUGUAUUAUUAAAUAGUGAAGUACCAGGUUUACAUGAAGUUAAAGAAUUGUUAGAAGAUGAUGAUGCAAGUUGUUUAGCAGAAGAAGAAGAUGGAGUUGGUUGUCCAUUACCCUCAACUCCUGAAGAUGAUCAUCUUUUGGAUUGUGAGAUGACAGAAGUAUUGAAAGCUGGAGUAUUAAGUGAUGAAAUCGAUCUGGGUGCAUUGGCACAUAAUGCUGCAGAGCAAGCAGAAGAAUUUGUUCGUAAGGUUUGGGAAGCAUCAUGGAAACAAUGUCAUUUCAGAAACCUUCCAAAGUGGUUACAGGAUAAUGAUUUUUUACAUGCUGGCCACAGACCACCUUUACCAUCUUUUUAUGCAUGUUUCAAAAGUAUAUUUCGAAUUCAUACAGAAACAGGAAAUAUUUGGACUCAUUUACUUGGAUGCAUGGCAUUUAUUGGCAUGGCUAUAUUCUUCAUAACACAACCUCCUAUAGAAAUACAAUUGGAAGAAAAAUUGGUAUUUGGUACCUUUUUUGCUGGUGCUAUUAUAUGUCUAGGAAUGUCGUUUGCCUUUCAUACUGUACACUGCCACAGUGAAUGUGUUGGAAAGUUGUUUUCAAAAUUAGAUUAUUGUGGAAUAGCUAUGCUAAUUAUGGGUAGUUUUGUACCAUGGCUUUAUUAUGGUUUUUACUGUGAUUAUCAACCUAAACUUAUUUACUUGUCAUUGGUUGUAAUACUUGGUGUAACAAGUAUUGUUCUUUCAUUAUGGGAACGGUUUGGUGAACCAAAUUACAGACCAUUAAGAGCAGGCGUUUUUAUGGGAUUUGGUCUUAGUGGAGUAAUACCAGCAGUUCAUUAUGCCAUUGCAGAGGGUUGGUUUAAAGCAAUUAGUCAAGCAUCUCUUGGAUGGUUAAUAUUAAUGGGAUGUUUAUAUAUCUUAGGUGCAAUGUUUUAUGCAUUACGAGUACCUGAACGAUUUUUCCCAGGCAAGUUCGAUAUUUGGUUUCAGAGUCAUCAAAUCUUCCAUGUAUUAGUAAUUGCAGCAGCUUUUGUUCAUUACCAUGGAAUAACAGAAAUGGCAAUGUAUAGAAUGACAAUAGGAGAUUGUACAAAUCCGUCACAGGUGAUAGCUUUUUAAUUAUGCAAUGGACAUACAAGCUGUUUCUUUUAUCCUACACAUUCUAAUAUUUUCGUUAUUUUUUCGGGUACAAAAAAUGUGUCAGAAUAAAUUUAUUUGAUUUAAAGUUAAGAAUAUUAUGAACCAUGUUUCUUUUUUUCAAGAACAUUUUUUCCGAGUUUUGAAGGAAAUCUGGUAAUUUUACUGGCCAAAAAAUUCUUGAUCCUCAACCUAUUCAACAAUCAGGCAAGAUUAAAAUAAAUUUAGAGCAUUCUAUAUGUUUCUCACAUAAUGGGCUGAACACUCAUCAUCUCGAAGUCACAUACUUCUUCGGUAAUGUAAGAAUAUACCAUGAAGAAGUAAUUGCAAUUAAUUUUUUACGAAUUCAAGAUAUUUUAUAUUUAAUGUUCCUUUGAUGGAAUAUGAACCAAUAAUUUGAUUUUUCAUAUCGCACCAAACAUUGACAUUACAUGGACGUUAAUGGUAUAUUUAUUUAUCUGUAUUGGACACAUAGAUUAUUUUGCUUGAGGAGUUAAUUUAACUGAAAGAGACGAUGUGCGUAAGGGAGAGAAUAUAUUACUUACUUAUCUAUGAUUUGUAAAUGUUGUCCAUUACCGAGGAGAAAUAUGGUUUCAAAAUGAUGGGUGUCCAGCUCAUAUGCAAAAAGCUAUAGUCACUGAAUUUUUUAUGGCUUUAACUUAACGUGAUUUUGUUAUUUAAAAGUCAUAGUGCUACAGUACGUUGAAUUCCUCUUGAUGUGUAUUAUACUAAUGUAUCAUACAAAAUAGUGAUUCACAACUCUGAAAAAAUAAUCUUGAAAGAAAAAAAAAAACAUGAAUCAUCAUAUUCUUAACUUUGUACCAAAUAAAUUUGUCGUGACACAUUUUUCCAUACCAACAACAGUAACGAAGAUAUGAGAAUGUAUAGGAUAAAAAAAAACACCUCGUAUAAUAUCGUGUUGUUGGAUUUAACCUUUAUCGAAAUUUAAAAGGAUUCCUAAAUCUUUGUGUGUCAGUAGAUCUGUACUACAAAAGAACUGCUGGAAACAAUAUCAUAAAAAUGAACAG